AUAAAUUUUAGGAACGAAAAGAGUAUUUGUUCCGUUGGGUAAUUUUUGUUUCGAGAAUCGGAUACAGGAAAACUGGGAAAGCAUAAUAUAAAAUUCGGUGUUACAAAGAGCUUCAUACAACAUAGUUCGUAUUCCGUAAUACGAAACAGUUUUGUUAAAAAAAAAAAAAAAAAAAAAAACAUAAUACGAAACAGAGUACAAGGUUGAAGUCAUUAACUAACCAUACCAUAAUAAUCAGUGUACACUUGAUAGUUAAUACUUUCAAUGGAUGAUCACCGUUCUCUCUCCUUGCUUCAGUUCAUGAAAGAUGGUGGUUUGGUGCCGUCUUCUGAAGAAAUACUCAAAAGAGAAUCCAUCAUUCACAGCCUCAAGAAGAUUGUUCAGCAUUGGAUCACAAAAGUUGCUUGGCAGAGGAAACUUCCUGAAAAUUUAAUUAGAGAUGCAUCAGCUACUAUAUUAACUUAUGGAUCUUUUGGUCUUGGGGUUCAUAAUUCAGAAUCAGAUAUCGAUGUUCUAUGUGUUGGUCCUGGGUUUGCUACUAUGGAAGAGGAUUUCUGUAUUGUUUUAUACAAUAUUCUCAAAGGCAAACCUGAAGUGUCUGAAAUCAAUUGCGUUAAGGAUGCUAAGGUGCCGUUAAUGCGAUUUAAAUUUAAAGGUGUCGCUGUUGAUAUGCCGUAUGCUAAACUUCAAGUUACGUCAGUUCCUGAAAAUGUGGACUUGCUGAAUCCAGUGUUCCUGGUCAAUAUUGAUGAAACUAGUUGGAAAAGCUUAUCUGGUGUACGUGUUAACCAAUGCAUCCUUCAACUUGUUCCAAACCUGGAGAAUUUCCAGUCAUUGCUGCGGUGCAUCAAGUUUUGGGCCAAACAACGUGGUAUUUAUGGUAACCUGUUUGGAUACCUCGGAGGGAUACAUUUAGCUAUAUUAUCAGCUUUUAUUUGUCAAACGAGUCCAGAUGCUUGCUUAAGUGCCCUUGUUAUGAACUUCUUUAACACAUUUGCCAGUUGGCCCUGGCCUACUCCUGUUGCUCUGCAAGAUGGAAUGAUGCCAGUUUUGCCAGAUGUGACUGAGAAAAGAAAUUGGAUACCUAUUAGACUGCCUUGUAGCCCAUAUCGAUGCUGCCAAUCCAACGUCACACGGAGCACAUUCAACCGAAUCAGAGCAGAAUUUCUUCGAGGGCAUAGAAUCACCCAGGAGAUCCUGCAGCCUGAUUUUGACAGAGAUAGUUUAUUUGAACCUUACAUUAAUGCUUACAGAAAGCUGUAUCCCCGUUUUCUCAAAAUCUACCUUUUAGCUUGUGCAAAAGAUGGUUUGGGAGAUUGGGUCGGAUGGGUGAAGUCACGUUUUCCCUCCCUCAUCUUGAAAUUGGAGGAGAUCCGUGUUUCUUGUGACCCCAACCCCACAGAAUAUGCUGACAUAGGAAAUGUAGACUCAGAACCAAGUGUGGUUUUCUACUGGGGCUUGACAAGAUGUAUGGACAUCAAUGUAACUUCACUUGAGAAGGACUUCAGGGACAGUAUCACUAACAACUACCGAGGAUUGCCAGGGAAGAUGGAACUGAGUAUCGUGCCAGCUUCAGAGCUGCCAGACAUUUUGCAGUUUCCUACCAGAAAAACAAAGGGAAUGAAAGCAUGCUGGAAAAUUCCUGAAUAUGAUCAACAAAGAAUCCCUGUGUACUCUAGGCAUCUUCCGAACUAUUUCAUUGGUUAUGUAGCCAGUGAAGAAAAGAUAUGCUAGCAGUUGGAUAUAGGCUUACACAAUCAGUUAGUGCAAUUUUGAUUCUUUUUUUUUUUUUUCCCUCCGAUUUCUUCUGAUUUUAUAAUGAAAUUGACAGAAAAAAGUUAAUAAAAUUAACAAUAAUUAUUGACUGUUA
Chenopodium quinoa (quinoa) is the source of this 1870-nucleotide messenger RNA. Its product is annotated as nuclear poly(A) polymerase 3-like. Bases 265 to 1734 code for a protein of 489 amino acids. Gene Ontology annotation, cellular component: nucleus. The transcript is spliced from 10 exons. Lineage: Eukaryota; Viridiplantae; Streptophyta; Magnoliopsida; Caryophyllales; Amaranthaceae. The record is from RefSeq and is a predicted model, not a curated record. Gene Ontology annotation, molecular function: RNA binding; poly(A) RNA polymerase activity.